This is a messenger RNA of Alligator mississippiensis (American alligator), 933 nucleotides long. Its product is annotated as olfactory receptor 6E1-like. The coding region runs from base 1 to 933 and encodes 310 amino acids. NCBI's taxonomy places the organism in Eukaryota, Metazoa, Chordata, Crocodylia, Alligatoridae. The transcript has a single exon. Gene Ontology annotation, biological process: G protein-coupled receptor signaling pathway. Gene Ontology annotation, molecular function: olfactory receptor activity; G protein-coupled receptor activity. The record is from RefSeq and is a predicted model, not a curated record. Gene Ontology annotation, cellular component: membrane.
AUGGCUAAUAGGACCAGGGUCACAGAGUUCAUCUUGAUUGGCUUCUCCCUGAGCCCUCAGACAGAGAUCAUCCUCUUUUUCCUCUUUCUCAUGUUCUACUUGGUCACCGUGUCCGGAAACUUGCUCAUCAUCACCAUCACACUGAUAAGCCAUCGGCUCCAUGCCCCUAUGUACUUCUUUCUGAGGAACUUCUCUGUCAUGGAGAUUUUAUUCACCUCCAUAACAGUGCCCAAGCUGCUGGCUGGGUUGCUUUUCCACAGCAAGACUAUUUCGUUUUUGGCAUGCAUGACACAGUGCUUCUUCUACUUCUUUGUGGGUGUGACUGAAUUUAUCUUCCUGGCCAUCAUGUCCUUUGAUCGCUAUGUUGCCAUCUGCAACCCUCUCCGUUACACCACCAUCAUGAACAACCGUGUUUGCAUCCAGUUGCUCUUGGCUGCUUGGGUUGGGUCAUUUUUUCCCAUUCUCUUCUCAGGUUUAAUUUUGUUCCAGGUGCCAUUCUGUGGCCCGAAUGUAGUGAACCACUUUUUCUGUGACAGUAUCGCGCUGGAGAAAAUUGCAUGCACUGAUACCCAUCCCGUGGAGCUGAUGAAUUUAAUUCUGGCAUCGCUGCUUCUCUGCGGCUCCUUGGUGGUCACUACAGUGUCUUACAUACACAUUUUUAUCACAGUGCUGAGGAUCCCCACAGCUAAAGGGCGGCAGAAAGCCUUCUCCACCUGUGCCUCCCAUAUCACCGUAGUCAGCCUCACUUAUGGGACCCACAUUUUCAUGCAUGUUCAGUCCACGGAAACCAGCUCCUUGGACCUCAACAAAGUAGUGGCCCUGAUGACUACUGUGGUGACGCCCUCCCUCAACCCCUUCAUCUACACACUGAGGAAUGAGGCUGUCAAACAGGCCUUGAGGGAAACUAUCAUCCAGAAGAAAUGCACAUCAUAG